Messenger RNA from Lytechinus variegatus (green sea urchin), 3581 nucleotides. RefSeq names its product myosin-9-like. The record is from RefSeq and is a predicted model, not a curated record. The coding region runs from base 141 to 3551 and encodes 1136 amino acids. The transcript is spliced from 26 exons. NCBI's taxonomy places the organism in Eukaryota, Metazoa, Echinodermata, Echinoidea, Temnopleuroida, Toxopneustidae.
AUUUAUGAGAAAGAAACGGUUCAACGCGUACGCACGUAUUACCAGAAAAUACCAUGCCAAGGCAAAGGACAGCGAUAUAUCGGGAGUGAUUUUUACAUUAAUAAUGCAAUGACAUUGAUUGGCUGAUGGACUGAGGGAAAAUGGAUGCGAUGAACAAAGAGUUGUUGAAGAACGGUGUCAGCCAGAAUGCCAGCCCGGAGGAGAAGUUACGAGUCCUCUGGAAGCUGUACACCCAGGCUGAAGCCGAUAUCAAAGCUGGUUCACAGAGCAUGCAGCUACUUCAAAAGAAACAAGCAGAGGAAAUGAAAGAGGUGGAAUUGUAUGUUGAAAAUAUACGAAAGCUGUCAGAGGAAAGGGAGGCUCUUACUCAAGAAUUUGAAGCAGAAAAUGAGGAACUGAAGGAGGAAAAUCAGAGACUUAAGAAGAGCAAGGAAAAAACUAAUCAAGAAAUCAAACAGCUUUUAAAACAGGAGGGCUUCGAAGAUUUAGCCCAGCGUUCUCCCAGUGAGGCUCUUGCUUACUUUCUCGUCGAGAGGACACGUCUGUCUGAUAACAUAGCCACAGAGAGAAGGAAAUCCCUCACUAAUGAAUCGGCCAAGAAUCACCUUGAUCAGGUUCAGAGAGAUAAGAUUGGUAAGCUGGAGAAGGAGAAGGUCCACCUGGAGCAGGAGAACCGGCAGCAGAUCCAGCGAGUCAAGGAGCUGGAGCUUGAACUCAAGAUGAUCAAGAACAGGCUGGAGAAAGAGAAGGAGACGCAUCAUAAGGAGGUGGAAAAAGUCCAGAAAAAGGCUGAUGAAAGAUUACAGAGCAGCUCUGGAGAGGAAUCCCAGUUGAGGGAGGCUAAGCGUAAAUUAGAACAAGGGCUCACCACCAUGAAAUACAGGUUGAAAACUAGUGAAGAGGAGAAGGAAAAGAUAACAAAAGAGGUGAAGGAGCUGACAGAAAGCUUGGAUGUCGAGAGGAAACGACGGUCGUCUUACGAAGGAACGAUCAUCAAGCUGAAACACCUGCUCGAUACCAAUCGUAAAACCAUCUCAACAAUCGAGGAGGAGAAGGAGACAUUGAAUGUUGAGAAGAAAUCGCUGGAACAGAAGUUUGAACUACUGAAGAAGGAUGUGCAGGAAUUCAAAGCCCAAGAAAAGCAAACUGUGACAAAACCAGAGCCUUCAACUGCAGGAGAUCUGAAUUCCAUCAAACUCCAGGAAGAGAUAAAGCGGCUCCAGAAGCAGAACGAGACGUGCGUGACCCGUCUUGAGGACACCAUGAUAUCCCUGGAGAGCGAGAAGAUGAAGUGCAGGGAGCUGGAGCGGAAGCUCUCCACCACGGAGGAGAAGUGGGAGCUGGUCGUCAAGCGUUACCGUGACAAUGAGAAACAACUGAACAGCAAGAAUACUUUCAAUAUUGGAUUUAAAGGGAAAGAUAAGGUUUAUAAGUUGGACCUCCUUAGCCACGAACUGGACGGCUCUAAGACAAUGCUCUCUAACAGUCAGCUGGAUAUUCUCAAGUUACAAGCAGAAAACAAAAGGAUUUUGAAUACUUCCAGCUCCGAGAGGGAGAAGUUUGAGGAGCAGCUCAAGGUGGAGCAGAGCUUCCUCGGCAAGGAGGUGGAGCGUCACAGGGAGACCAUCGGAGACCUGGAGCGCUUGGUGGAGGGACUGAAGAAGGAUCGGGACGUACUGGCCCAUGAGCUGCAGGCGAUGAUCAGCAAGGAGCAGAAGCACAAGGAAUGGCUGGGGUCUGUGGACCUUCUGGAGAAACAGAAUAGAGAACUCUCUGAUAAGAAACAAGUAACGUUCCUGUCACCAAGAUUUAAGUCAUCAUCAUCACCAUCUCUGCCAUCACUGGAAUCGAGUCUAAGCAAGGAGACAUUCCUGCAACAGGAAUUGGAAAUCGAGAAAAGGAAAAACCAAGAUCUAGCGUCAAGACUGAAGAUGUCGGAGCACUCGGGAGAUGUUCUUCAAGAAGAGCUUGGGAGAAGAUCGGCUGAGCUCUUCAAACAAUAUGAUACUAGUAGAGACGGCCAGAAUAAACUGGAAAUAGAGCUUCUUGCCACGAGGAGAGAACUGGAGAUGGAAAAGGCUUUAGCCGCCAAAGACAAGGCCAAUCUAAACCAGACACUAGAAAGAGAGGAACUGAGACUCAAAGAUCUUGAGACUUCUCUUAGUAAUAAAAACCAGGAAAUCACUCAGUUGAAGAGAGAGGUUGGACGGCUCUCGCUUGACGGAAGUAGAGCGGGUGAAAAGGUCAGUGAGGAAGCAAGACGAAGGUCAGAUAUUGAAUCGAGGAACAAAGUACUAGAAGAAGAAAUGACCAAGCUGUGGGGUCAAAUGAAGGGGAUGGUGGAUCGGCUGGCCGAGGCAGAAAAAUCCAAACAUGAAUUGGAGGCUGAAUUAACCAGGCUAACCAAUCAGUAUCGCCAUCAAGAAGCUGCCAAGGAUAUGCACCAUGCUGAGACCGUUGCCGUGACAACGACCCUGAGUAAAGUCCAGCAGCGAGCUCAGGCCGCAGAGAAGAAGAUCCCCGAGCUCCAAACAGAACUAGACCAGACGUCACUUCGGCUUCAAGCCACCGAGGUGCAGCUGAAAGAUUACGGCGCCCUCAGGGUUGAACUCCAGGACAGGCGAGAUGAGAUCGUAAGACUGAAAUCACAGCUACAAGAUGAUAAGCUACAGAGAUCUGUGAUGGCCCAGCAGAUAGACGACUUGCGACAGCAGGGCAAAGCAUCAAGGGAAAUCGAAGACCGGUUGAGGAAAGAGAACCAGGAACUGAAAGACGAGCUCUUAGCAAUUCAGACCAAACUCCACUAUGCAGAGGAUACAAGUCGCAGUGUCAGUGAUAAGCAUAACUUGUCUGAGCAGAGCAGAUCGUCGCUGCUUCAACAGGUCGGUAACCUCCAAGCGGAAAGGGAUAAUCUAAGCCAGGAGCUGACUCGUAUCUCAAAUCAGCUGGACGCUCAGAUACGCAAGUACCAGGACUACAAAAACAACACCAAGAUUAAGAUGCAACAAGCAAGGGACUUGUUUGCCAAGCAGAAAGGCAUGCUUGGUGAUAGUCUCAUGAAGCUGCAGGAAGAGUUGAACGCAGCAAGGUCUGAACUGCAGAAGACUAACCAAUCCCAGUCUACCAUAGACAAUAAACAUCAAACCUUGCUUGCAGAACACAGGGAACACCUUACAAAAUUCACCGAGUUAGAGGAGAUGGUGCGUGACCAGAGCCGCGAGAUCGGUACCCAGGAUUACAGGAUCAAGUUCUUAGAGCGAGAGAACGCCAUGCUUCAAGAGCGCAUUGAUACACUGUCUAAACAGAGGAUGGCCCUGGAGAAACUAGUCCGGGAAUACAGGCUUGAGAAACAGAAAGAUGAGAUCAAUCGAUCAAUAGGUGGGCUACCCAGCUAUGGGAGCUUCUCUCAGCCCUCCUCUCACGUCAUGUUAUCACCCAGUAGUGGAAUGGGAAACUCUGUCAGCAACGUGUCAUCUGUGGACCUGGUCAAUGGUCAUCCUGAUGGUCUCUUAGUCAAAACCAAUCUUGCCAAUGGGUCAGGCGUCCACUGACGGAGCUUUCAGGGAAACCCUUCCCCAGUA